Drosophila sulfurigaster albostrigata is the source of this 1450-nucleotide messenger RNA. RefSeq lists its product as uncharacterized. The transcript has 2 exons. Gene Ontology annotation, biological process: sensory perception of taste. The record is from RefSeq and is a predicted model, not a curated record. Gene Ontology annotation, cellular component: membrane. NCBI's taxonomy places the organism in Eukaryota, Metazoa, Arthropoda, Insecta, Diptera, Drosophilidae. Bases 120 to 689 code for a protein of 189 amino acids.
UCAUAUCGAAUGCCAUAGUGUUGGUCACUUGCGAUGACACCACGCACUUUAAAUUUUUCAGAGUGUAUAAACUUUGUUGCUCAGUGAUUGGAAAUGGCGCCUAUAUUUUUGGUAUAUAUAUGCUCUGGAACAUCAGGCGAUGCUUUUGUAAUGUGCUAAGUUGGCUGGAGGAUUUGGAACAUCGCUGCUUAGAGUACAAAGAGUUACGACGUCUGCAACGAAUUCAUCAGCAAUUGAUUAAUGUAACCAAGACAUUUUCAUCGGUUUAUAGUCACAUUUUAUUCUAUUUUCUGAUGCGUACUUCGUAUUUUUGUAUGACAUCUUUAUAUUUUACCAUACGCAUCUAUUAUUCGAAGCCCAAAAUGAUUAUUCCCCUAAAAUAUCAACUACUAAUGCCAUCGUUGUGCAUCAACAGCAUAUUAUUGCUAUUUACACAGGGAAGCGCCACAGGACGAAUGGAAAAAUUUUCAAAGGAAACUAAGGAUAUUUUGCGUCGCUCAUGUGAUCAGCCUGAAUUGCUGGAACGAAGUAACUCUUUGCUGGGUUUACAUCUCAGCUUGGAGAGGACAGACGUUCGUCUCUAUGGACAGGUGACCAUUAAUCGUCGGCUAUGCUUCACCUUUCUCUCGCAAAUUCUAGUCUAUGUGAUCUGUAUAAUUCAAGAAGAUUUUAAUAUUAUAUGGCACUAACUACAAUCUUAAUCAAUGUGUUGCGUAGACUUGAAGUUAGAGUAUGGCGCAUAGUGAAUGGGUAAGUGAGCUUAAGCCUUUCGCAUGGAGCACCUGCUGUAGACUACUCAUGAAACUAAAAGUACAACUGGCCAGCGGCGAUAUCGAUUUGGAUAUGGACACAGCCAUUUCAUUGAUUGCUCCUGGCGCUUGCCAUUCAAUUGUGAGCAAACUAGACGAACUACUUUUACCUACUUGCCAACUACUGAACAAAAGAAGUUGAACGAAGAGUAAAAGUGGCUUGAAAUUAAGUGUGCAUAAUCUAGAGAGAUGCCUCAUGGAUAUAAAUUCUAUUUAAAGUUAAAGUAUCUACGAGAUGCAGAAGUAUCUUUCAGAUGUUGCCUGCGUCAUCAAUCAUUUGCUCUGGCUGAAACGUGGCAAUUGCAGCUGGAGAACAGACAUGUCAUGGACUAGACAGAGCGUAGUUAAGCAGUAGAAAGAGAACUUUGAGUAGUUGGCAUCGUUAUCAAAUCGUGAUAAUUGCCCUGCAGCUGCAGAGAAGCUUUCAGACAUGUCCCGACGCAUUUAGCCAACUUUAGGCAGCUGACUGGUAGACUUGGCUGACAACUCGUCUUGUAAUCCUUGUAAAAUUUACUUUAAUUAUUUAACAAUGUUUAUUACAUGUAAAAUGACAAAACGCGACUUGCGUGCCGUCGUCGUGUGGCAGCUGAAAAGGACCUGAAAAAGGAGCUGAAAAUCGAGUGAAUAUUUCACACCUGCUG